AUGAAACAAGAAUUGGCUGGUAAAAUGCUAGUGGCGCUGAUUGCGCUGUUAAGUUAUCCGGCUAUGUUUAGUGGAAAAGAUAUCAAGAUUGUUGAUAGCCUCAAGGGGGUUGCAAAUUCUGAACUACAUCUUUACGAACGCAAAGGACCAAAUUGGACAUGUUUAGAUGGUUCGGUCACCAUACCUUAUGAAGCUAUCAACGAUGAUUAUUGCGAUUGCGCAGAUGGAUCUGACGAGCCAGGUACGUCGGCGUGUCCGAACGGUCGUUUUCAUUGUAGAAACGAGGGACAUAUACCGGCAUCCAUAUCUUCUAGUCGGGUGAAUGAUGGUGUCUGUGAUCCUGAGUGUUGUGAUGGAUCGGAUGAAUAUGAUGGUAAAAUAGAAUGUCCAAAUGUGUGCGAAGAGGUUGGAAAAGAAUAUCGCAAGAAAGUUAAAGAGUUGAAUGCUUUAAGAGAGCAAGGUGCAAAGAAGAAACUAGAAUACAUUGAUUAUGGGAAAAAAUUAAAGGAGGAACGAAAAAAUAGCUUGGAAAUUUUAAAGGGAGAACUCGCUGCCGUUAAACUUAAAGUCGAAGAGAAAGAAGCCGCCCUGAAAAAGAUCAAACAAUCAGAGGCCUCUUCGGACUCUCCAAAGAAUAAAGAACAUGCCGAAAGAAUAAAGAAAUACCAAGAGAGGAUUAAACGUCUAAAAGACCACGCCGAUGCACUUCAUGAGGACGUGGAGACAUUAUUGAAGAUCCUCAAAGAUAUGAAGGAUGGUCACAAUCCAAAUUAUCAUGAUAUGGCGGUGAAAUCGGCAAUUACUGCUUACGACGAAUUUCUUGAGGAAUAUAAUAGAGAAUCGGAUGACGACGUGGACGAUGCACUUGAAAACGACAAAGAUGAAGAGUAUACAAGCAGAAUGGAUGAAUAUGAGGUGCCUCAAAUUCUGGACCCCGAACCUUCAUUAUGGGGUCAAUAUAUUGAGUUGUUGCGAAUAUCUGCCAAUGAGGUUCUAGAAUUUUUGGGGUUGAAGAAAUAUUCAAUAAGUCAAAGUUCACACUAUCGCUCGUCUGUACGGGUUGAACCCGGAACCUCCAAAGAGCUUAAAUCCGCUACUGAAGCACGAAAUAAAGCUGAGGAAGAAAGAAAAACUCUAGAAAAAAAAAUUGAAGAUCUUAACAAUAAGCUGUCCAAUGAUUAUGGACUACAAGAAGAAUUUUCAAAAUUGGACGGCGAAUGUUUCGAAUACGACUCUGGAGACUCAAAGGAAGAUCCAAAUUAUUACACAAAGCAAAUUUAUGAUCAUGGAGCUAGAUGCUGGAAUGGUCCCGAGAGAUCUGUGAAGCUGUUUCUUGAGUGUGGAGCGGAAAACAAAAUUUUGUCUGUUUCGGAGCCAGAAAAAUGUGAAUAUCACGUAAGAAUGAAGACGCCCGCCACUUGUCCCGACAAUGUUCGUGAGAAGAUACAUGAUGAAUUGUAG
Acaulospora colombiana is the source of this 1461-nucleotide messenger RNA. NCBI's taxonomy places the organism in Eukaryota, Fungi, Glomeromycota, Glomeromycetes, Diversisporales, Acaulosporaceae. The record is from the annotation of a GenBank genome assembly.